AUGGAGGCAUUGGGAUGGUGGCUAAUGCUCGUCGGAACCCUUCGAUUAGCCUCCGUCUGGUUCGGUUUCUUCAACAUUCCCAGGCUUAGGUCUGGCGUCUACGGCAAAUCUCCUAUGACUGCAGUUCAUGGAAGGACAUUUGCAGUUUGGACGCUAGUGACGUGCACUCUUUGCUAUACAUGUGCAUUUAACCUUGAUGACAAGCCACUGUACUUGGUGACCUUCUUAUCAUUCAUCUAUGCGCUUGUCCAUUUCUCAACCGAAACCCUUAUAUAUCAGUCCAUGAGCAUUGCUAAUUUGAUGACCGUCAGCAUCUUUGCUGGUACAUCGAUAGUAUGGAUGCUGGUGCAAUGGAACUGA
Molecule: messenger RNA, 360 nt
Organism: Linum trigynum
Lineage: Eukaryota; Viridiplantae; Streptophyta; Magnoliopsida; Malpighiales; Linaceae
Source: the annotation of a GenBank genome assembly